Molecule: messenger RNA, 4485 nt
Organism: Chanos chanos (milkfish)
Lineage: Eukaryota; Metazoa; Chordata; Actinopteri; Gonorynchiformes; Chanidae
Gene: col2a1a
Product: collagen, type II, alpha 1a
Exons: 54
Coding region: 1-4485 (1494 amino acids)
Cellular component (GO): extracellular matrix
Molecular function (GO): protein binding; extracellular matrix structural constituent
Source: RefSeq, a predicted model, not a curated record
AUGCAGAGAUUUGUGGAUUCAAGGACUGUCCUGCUACUUGUAGCAACACAACUUAUUUUGCUAUCCGUUGUCAGAUGCCAGCGGGACGAUGACCUGGAGGAGCCUGGCAGCUGUAUCCAGGACGGCCGUCACUAUGCAGACGGGGCUGUGUGGAAGCCCGAGGCGUGCCGCGUCUGUGUUUGUGACUCAGGGGCGGUGCUGUGUGAUGAGGUCAUCUGUUGGGAACUGAAGGACUGUGCCAAUCCGGUCAUCCCGCUUGGAGAAUGCUGUCCAAUCUGCCCCGCCGAUCAAGCCAAGUCUAUCGAGGUGCUCGGUGCUAAGGGGCAGAAAGGGGAACCAGGCGAGAUUACAGAUGUUGUAGGACCAAAAGGACCUGCAGGCCCCAUGGGACCUCCAGGAGAGCAAGGCCCACGUGGAGAGAGAGGAGCCAAGGGUGAGAAGGGAGGUCCUGGCCCUCGAGGUAGAGAUGGUGAACCUGGAACUCCUGGGAACCCCGGACCCCCUGGACCCCCAGGACCUCCAGGACCAAAUGGACCCCCUGGACUUGGUGGAAACUUUGCUGCUCAGAUGGCUGGUGGUUUCGAUGAGAAAGCAGGUGGAGCUCAGAUGGGAGUGAUGCAAGGCCCUAUGGGCCCAAUGGGUCCCCGUGGUCCUCCUGGUCCUCCUGGAGCUCCUGGCCCACAAGGUUUCCAAGGUAACCCGGGAGAGACUGGUGAACCAGGUCCCGCUGGCCCUAUUGGACCACGUGGCCCUGCUGGACCUCCUGGAAAAGCAGGAAGUGAUGGUGAAGCUGGUAAGCCUGGAAAGGCUGGUGAAAGGGGACCACCAGGGCCACAGGGAGCUCGUGGAUUCCCUGGAACUCCAGGCCUGCCCGGGAUCAAGGGACACAGAGGUCACCCUGGUGUGGAUGGUGCAAAAGGAGAGGGUGGAGCUGCUGGAGCUAAGGGUGAAGCAGGUGCUCCUGGUGAAAACGGCGCCCCUGGGCCAAUGGGACCUCGUGGUCUUCCCGGUGAGAGAGGCCGUCCUGGACCUUCUGGAGCUGCUGGUGCCCGUGGUAAUGAUGGUCUGCCAGGGCCUGCUGGUCCUCCUGGACCUGUUGGUCCUGCUGGUGCCCCAGGUUUCCCAGGAUCCCCCGGUUCCAAGGGAGAAGCUGGGCCCACUGGAGCCCGUGGAGCUGAGGGUGCCCAGGGACCUCGUGGAGAGGCUGGAACACCUGGAUCUCCAGGACCUGCCGGUGCAGCUGGUAACCCUGGUACUGAUGGUAUCCCUGGAGCCAAAGGAUCUGCUGGUGCUCCUGGUAUUGCUGGUGCCCCUGGUUUCCCAGGACCCCGUGGCCCUCCAGGACCUCAGGGUGCUACUGGACCUCUUGGACCCAAAGGCCAAUCUGGAGACCCUGGCCUCCCUGGAUUUAAAGGUGAAGCUGGACCAAAAGGAGAGCGGGGUGCUGCAGGACCUCUGGGUCCACCUGGCCCUGCUGGAGAGGAGGGUAAGAGGGGACCAAGAGGAGAACCCGGUGCUGCUGGCCCCGUUGGACCUCCUGGAGAGAGAGGAGCUCCUGGUAACCGUGGAUUCCCAGGUCAGGAUGGUGUAGCUGGUGCCAAGGGUGCUCCAGGAGACCGUGGUGUUCCUGGGUUGGGAGGACCGAAAGGAGCUACCGGGGAUCCCGGUCGCACGGGCGAGCCCGGCCUACCCGGCGCCAGGGGUCUCACUGGUCGCCCUGGAGACGCUGGACCUCAAGGAAAAGUUGGACCCUCUGGUGCCGCUGGUCAGGAUGGUCGUCCUGGUCCCCCAGGGCCUCAGGGGGCCCGCGGACAGCCGGGAGUGAUGGGAUUCCCUGGACCUAAAGGAGCCAAUGGAGAACCCGGUAAAGCUGGAGAGAAAGGACUUCUCGGGCCUCCUGGUCUCAGAGGUUUGCCUGGUAAAGAUGGUGAGACUGGAGCUUCUGGUCCUCCUGGCCCUGCUGGUCCUGCUGGAGAGAGAGGUGAACAAGGUGCACCAGGACCAUCUGGUUUCCAGGGUCUGCCUGGACCUACCGGACCCCCAGGAGAGGCUGGAAAACCUGGUGACCAGGGAGUGCCCGGAGAAGGUGGAGCAGCUGGCCCAGUUGGACCCAGAGGAGAGCGUGGAUUCCCUGGUGAGAGAGGCAGUGCAGGCCCACAGGGUCUCCAGGGACCUAGAGGACUUCCAGGAACACCAGGAACUGAUGGACCGAAGGGAGCAAUUGGACCAGCUGGAGCAGCAGGAGCUCAAGGUCCUCCUGGUCUACAGGGCAUGCCUGGAGAGAGAGGUGCUGCCGGAAUCUCUGGGCCCAAGGGUGACAGAGGUGACAGCGGAGAGAAGGGACCUGAGGGUGCACCAGGAAAGGAUGGAGCAAGAGGUUUGACUGGUCCUAUUGGCCCACCAGGUCCUGCUGGACCCAAUGGUGCUAAGGGUGAAACCGGUGCUGUGGGCCCAACUGGAUCAACUGGAGCUCGUGGUGCCCCCGGUGACCGUGGAGAGACUGGCCCUCCUGGGCCUGCUGGCUUUGCUGGACCUCCUGGCGCUGAUGGCCAACCUGGUGCUAAAGGUGAGCAGGGAGAAGGUGGUCAGAAAGGUGAUGCUGGUGCCCCCGGACCUCAAGGACCAUCAGGAGCUCCCGGCCCAGUGGGCCCAACAGGUGUUUCUGGACCUAAAGGAGCUCGUGGUGCACAGGGAGCCCCUGGUGCUACUGGUUUCCCAGGUGCUGCUGGUAGAGUUGGUCCACCAGGCCCUAAUGGUAACCCUGGUCCUGCUGGCCCAGCUGGUCCUGCUGGUAAAGAUGGUCCUAAGGGUGUUCGUGGUGAUGCUGGUCUCCCAGGUAGACCUGGAGAUGCUGGGCUGCGUGGUGCUCCUGGAUCUCCCGGAGAGAAGGGAGAGGCUGGAGAAGAUGGUCCACCUGGACCUGAAGGUCCAGCUGGUCCUGCUGGUCUUGCUGGGCAGCGUGGUAUUGUGGGUCUUCCGGGUCAGAGAGGAGAGAGAGGUUUCCCUGGACUUCCAGGACCUUCUGGUGAGCCUGGGAAACAGGGAGCUCCUGGUGGUGCUGGUGACCGUGGACCCCCUGGCCCUGUCGGACCCCCUGGUUUGACCGGACCUGCUGGAGAACCUGGAAGAGAGGGCAACGCUGGUGCUGAUGGUCCACCUGGCAGAGAUGGCGCUGUUGGUGUGAAGGGUGAACGUGGUAACACUGGACCUGCUGGUGCUCCCGGCGCUCCUGGUGCCCCUGGAGCUCCUGGCCCCGUUGGUCCUCUGGGCAAACAGGGAGACAGAGGAGAGAAUGGUCCACAAGGACCUGCUGGACCUCCUGGACCUGCUGGAGCUAGAGGCAUGGCUGGACCCCAAGGUCCUCGUGGAGAUAAGGGAGAAACUGGCGAGGCUGGUGAGAGAGGACAGAAAGGACACAGAGGCUUCACUGGUCUGCAGGGUCUGCCUGGACCUCCCGGUUCUCCCGGAGACCAGGGUGCUGCUGGACCUGCUGGACCAAGUGGAGCUAAGGGACCCCCUGGACCAAUUGGCCCUGCUGGAAAGGAUGGAUCCAAUGGCCAACCUGGACCUAUUGGACCUCCAGGACCUCGUGGACGCUCAGGAGAAACUGGCCCAGCUGGACCCCCUGGUAACCCUGGACCUCCUGGUCCCCCUGGUCCUCCAGGCCCUGGCAUUGACAUGUCUGCCUUUGCUGGACUGUCUCAGCCAGAGAAGGCCCCUGAUCCACUGCGCUACAUGCGCGCUGAUGAAGCCUCCAGCUCUUUGAGACAGCACGAUGUGGAGGUUGACGCCACGCUCAAAUCCCUCAAUACUCAGAUCGAAGAUAUGCGUAGCCCUGAUGGCUCCCGCAAGAACCCAGCCCGCACCUGCCGGGACCUCAAACUCUGCCACCCAGACUGGAAGAGCGGUGACUACUGGGUGGAUCCUAACAUUGGUAGCACUGCUGAUGCCAUUAAGGUCUUCUGUAACAUGGAGACAGGAGAGACCUGUGUGUACCCCAAUACCCCCAAAGUCCCACGCAAGAACUGGUGGACCAGCAAGAGCAAGACAACCAAACACGUGUGGUUUGGAGAGAGCAUGAACGGAGGGUUCCACUUUAGCUAUGCUGAGGACAACCAGACCCCAGGUGCCUCAAACAUCCAGCUGACAUUCCUGAGACUUCUGUCCAAUGAGGCCUCUCAGAGCAUCACCUACCACUGUAAGAACAGCGUGGCCUACAUGGACGAGUCCAUGGGCAACCUGAAGAAGGCUCUGCUGCUGCGGGGCUCCAACGACGUGGAGAUCAGAGCAGAAGGCAACAGCCGCUUUGCUUACAAUGUGUUGGAAGAUGGCUGCAAGAAGCACUCAGAUAAGUGGGGAAAGACUGUGAUUGAGUACAAGACUCAGAAGACAUCUCGGUUGCCAAUUGUGGACAUUGCCCCCAUGGAUAUAGGUGGAGCCGAUCAGGAAUUUGGAGUGGACAUUGGUGCCGUCUGCUUCGUGUAA